Messenger RNA from Phragmites australis (common reed), 2299 nucleotides. RefSeq names its product serine/threonine-protein phosphatase 2A 65 kDa regulatory subunit A beta isoform-like. The transcript is spliced from 13 exons. Gene Ontology annotation, cellular component: protein phosphatase type 2A complex; cytoplasm. The record is from RefSeq and is a predicted model, not a curated record. NCBI's taxonomy places the organism in Eukaryota, Viridiplantae, Streptophyta, Magnoliopsida, Poales, Poaceae. Gene Ontology annotation, biological process: protein dephosphorylation. Gene Ontology annotation, molecular function: protein binding; protein phosphatase regulator activity. The coding region runs from base 287 to 2050 and encodes 587 amino acids.
UCUAGCUCGGUUUGUUUACACACCUAUUCGGCUCACCUCUUCGUGGACAUAGUUCAUUCGUUCCUUCCAUCGUUCAGCACACCCGCAGGCUCUCCACGGCCCUCCGCGCCGGACACGCCCCAAUCAGAUCCGGCCAUCGUUCUGCCGCGACUCCACCUCCGUUACUUCUCCCUCCCCGUCCUCGUCGUCACCAACCCCCUGGACUGGUGCGGAGCGGAGAUCCAUCCGGAUUUUGAGUUGAUUUCUUCUUCUUUCGGUGCUGAAAUAAUUCUGGCCAAACCUAAUAAUGGCUAUGAUCGAUGAGCCUCUGUACCCGAUUGCUGUACUGAUUGAUGAACUGAAAAAUGAAGAUAUUCAGUUACGUCUGAACUCCAUCAGAAGACUUUCUACUAUUGCCCGGGCACUUGGUGAAGAAAGAACAAGGAAAGAAUUAAUUCCCUUCCUUAGUGAAAACAAUGAUGAUGAGGAUGAGGUGCUUCUUGCAAUGGCGGAAGAGUUGGGUGUGUUUAUUCCUUAUGUUGGAGGUGUAGAGCAUGCGCAUGUUUUGCUUCCCCCAUUGGAAACUUUGUGUACUGUGGAGGAGACCUGCGUCAGAGAUAAGGCAGUUGAGUCGUUGUGUCGAAUUGGAGCACAGAUGAAGGAAAUUGAUAUUGUGGACUGGUUCGUCCCUGUUGUAAAGAGGUUGGCGUCUGGUGAGUGGUUCACAGCUCGAGUAUCGUCAUGUGGCCUUUUUCACAUCGCCUAUCCUAGUGCAUCUGAACCACUGAAGGCAGAAUUAAGGACCAUUUAUGGCCAGUUAUGCCAAGAUGACAUGCCUAUGGUAAGAAGAGCUGCUGCAUCAAAUCUUGGAAAGUUUGCUGCAACAGUUGAACAGGGCAAUUUGAAGACAGAAAUCAUGUCAAUAUUUGAUGAUUUAACUCAAGAUGACCAAGAUUCGGUGCGACUAUUGGCAGUUGAGGGUUGUGCUGCUCUUGGGAAGUUGUUAGAGCCCCAAGACUGUGCAACACAUAUUCUUCCAGUUAUUGUAAAUUUCUCUCAGGAUAAAUCGUGGCGCGUGCGUUAUAUGGUGGCCAAUCAAUUGUAUGAGCUCUGUGAAGCUGUUGGUCCUGAGCCUACAAGGGCUGAUCUGGUACCUGCAUAUGUUCGCCUUCUUCGUGAUAACGAAGCUGAAGUGCGAAUUGCAGCUGCUGGAAAAGUUACAAAAUUUUGCAGGAUAUUAAGCCCACAACUCGCUAUCCAACAUAUUCUCCCAUGUGUCAAGGAAUUAUCAUCAGAUUCAUCGCAGCAUGUCCGUUCAGCAUUGGCUUCAGUUAUUAUGGGGAUGGCCCCUGUAUUGGGAAAGGAUGCCACGAUUGAGCAACUUCUUCCAAUUUUUCUCUCUUUGCUGAAGGAUGAGUUUCCUGAUGUUCGACUCAACAUAAUAAGCAAACUUGAUCAAGUUAAUCAGGUUAUCGGAAUCGACUUGCUAUCGCAAUCACUUCUACCAGCUAUUGUAGAACUUGCAGAGGAUAGGCACUGGAGAGUUCGGCUUGCCAUAAUUGAGUACAUACCUUUGUUGGCAAGUCAGUUAGGUGUUGGAUUUUUUGAUGACAAGUUAGGGGCACUUUGCAUGCAGUGGUUGGAAGAUAAGGUUUUCUCAAUCAGAGAUGCUGCUGCCAACAACUUGAAGCGUUUGGCCGAAGAAUUCGGCCCUGACUGGGCAAUGCAGCAUAUAAUCCCUCAGGUUCUGGAGAAGAUAAACAACCCACAUUAUCUGUAUCGAAUGACCACUUUGCAAGCUAUUUCUUUGCUGGCCCCCAUCAUGGGUGCUGACAUUACAUGCCAACAGCUGCUCCCUGUUGUCAUCGCUUCCUCAAAGGACAGGGUGCCAAACAUUAAAUUCAAUGUCGCCAAAGUUCUGCAGUCACUCGUACCCAUCCUUGAUCAAUCUGUUGUGGAGAAGGCAGUGAAACCAUGCCUUGUUGAGCUCGGUGAGGACCCAGAUGUAGAUGUAAGGUACUAUGCAAACCAGGCCCUUCAGGCAUGUGACCAAAUGAUGAUUUCAAGCUAACUAGCCUUUGUCCUGUAUGUAAAUGAUUCCCCGUAGUCCAUUUUUUUAAUACUUUAAAGUGCUCUUUAGUCUUGAUAGUUUAUUCUAGCUCCAAUGACCUUGACAUCAAUAAUUUACAGUUUGUGUUAAAUAUGUAGUUUUUUGGUUUAGGUUUUGUUAAGUUGUUGGAUUUAAUCGACUUUGGGGGAAUUAGUUUUUGUAUACUGGACAUUAUGUGCGAUUGAACUUUGUUACUGUCUUGUCUUGUUA